Penicillium pulvis is the source of this 492-nucleotide messenger RNA. RefSeq names its product 40S ribosomal eS26 domain-containing protein. Gene Ontology annotation, biological process: translation. Bases 1 to 492 code for a protein of 163 amino acids. Gene Ontology annotation, cellular component: cytosolic small ribosomal subunit; ribosome. The transcript has 5 exons. The record is from RefSeq and is a predicted model, not a curated record. Lineage: Eukaryota; Fungi; Ascomycota; Eurotiomycetes; Eurotiales; Aspergillaceae. Gene Ontology annotation, molecular function: mRNA binding; structural constituent of ribosome.
AUGAUCUGUCAGGUGACGUUGUCUUUGUCUCCCUGGCUUCCCACAACACAACCACUAUCCAUUCCCGAUGAGUCUCUGAGUGAGCGAGCUUCGACAACCCACCCUCGACAAGUCAACCAUCAAUCCGUCAAAAUGGUCAAGAAGCGGGCGAACAACGGUCGCAACAAGAAUGGCCGCGGCCACGUCAAGCCGGUGCGCUGCUCCAACUGCGCCCGCUGCGUUCCCAAGGACAAGGCUAUCAAGCGGUUCACCAUCCGCAACAUGGUUGAGUCUGCUGCCAUCCGUGAUAUCUCCGAUGCCUCCGUCUUCGCCGAGUACGCCGUCCCCAAGAUGUACCUGAAGCUCCAGUACUGUGUGUCCUGCGCUAUUCACGGCAAGAUCGUUCGUGUCCGUUCCCGCGAAGGCCGCCGCAACCGUGCUCCCCCUCCCCGUAUCCGCUACAACAAGGACGGAAAGAAGUUGACUCCCCCCCAGGCUGGCAAGGCCAACUAA